Molecule: messenger RNA, 1251 nt
Organism: Aspergillus tanneri
Lineage: Eukaryota; Fungi; Ascomycota; Eurotiomycetes; Eurotiales; Aspergillaceae
Exons: 3
Coding region: 1-1251 (416 amino acids)
Source: RefSeq, a predicted model, not a curated record
AUGUCUUUCCCUUAUUCCCAGGAUGCUCGUCGUCGGCGGGUCGGAGCCGGUACUGGCUUCAGCUCGACUGGUAUUGCGACUGUCAGCGUUGCAGCGUGGAUAUGGAGCGAACGGAGCGAAGAUGAUGAUAACGACGGUGAUUACCCCCGGGACGACGAAAGAUUCCCAGCGCCCGGUGCUAGCGGGGAGGGACUUUCGCGCGGCACGUAUGAUGAAGACUAUGCUGGAACGACAGCGACAGAUAUUCAUGGUGAUCACCCGGAUGAUGCUGGUAUGAUGGCUCGGAUGCAGGGGGCUUUGCGACGCACUCCCAGCCCCCAACAGAUCUUCGACGGUGCCAGCAAACGAGUUGCAGCCGGCGUGGCCGCGGCAGGAGCAUUUGUGGGUGGUGCUUUAACAUCUAUUCGAGAAGAGGACAGGGUAGACUACGAGGAUCAUUCACGGUGGUCCGAAGAAGUGGAAAAUCGAACCAGCCGCAGAGGGCAACCGGAUAUGCCGGCCCCAGCUAUGAAAGGUGCCCUCCCCGGCCACAGCGCAGUUGGUGGCCCUUCACAUCUUGACAAAAGGAAGAAAACUGUGGCAAUUGUUGUGUCAUCCGAAGCCUCACACCUCGAGUCCGAAGAAUUUACGUCCGACUACGUGUCUAUCCUGUCGCAUCUUCCUGAACAUGUCAACCCGGAUAUGGCUAAGAUAUUUGUUAUGAUCUAUUCACCAGGCUUGAAACAUGCUCCUUCUCAGGGUAAUGGAUCGCAUCCUACCCUCUCCGUUACUUCGUCGUACUCAAAUAUCGCACCCGAAGAGGCUGCAUCUCCCGGUGAACUCCCUUCACCAGGUGCUCAAGCCGCGGAUGAUUCUGAAGGCAUAACGCCUCUCUUCAAGACUAUGUAUACGCAGGCUCAAGCGAUUGUAGAGAAGUCCAACGCAAUCAUGCCGUUCAACACCCCUACAGGAUACGUGCACCUUGUACGACAUAUCUCUCCUGACAUUGUAUAUGUCCAAGAGUCUUUGGCGGGAAAAGAAGGAGAUGCAGUGCACCAUAUUUCCGGAUGGGUUAGGCAAGUUGUUGUCGUCGUGGGUGAUGAGGGCGGCCGAGGCGGACUAGUCGACAGCGAGGAUGAAUCGACUCUUGCGGAUAAAGGUGACCCUUGGUGGCAGAGGGAAGGAACUACUGGAAUCGGCAAACGUAUCGAUGUUGUCGAUGCGCUCCGUACAGGAGAUGACUGGCGACGUAGGGUAUCUGGCUUUGACUAG